AUGCUCCUCCUCUCAGUAUUCGUUGCUGUGGUGACUGCAGUUGCGGAGUUCUGUACCAACGAGUCUGUUUGUGAUAAGAUGACUGCUACCCAAGAAAGAACCUUCAUCGCUGUUAAGCCCGAUGGUGUCCAAAGAGGACUUGUCGGAAAAAUUAUCCAAAGAUUCGAGGAGCGCGGAUACAAGCUUGUUGGUCUUAAGCAAUUGACUGCUUCCAAGGCCCACCUUGAGGUUCACUACCAAGACUUAAAGGACAAGCCAUUCUUCCCCAGCCUCAUUGAGUACAUGGCUUCUGGCCCAGUCGUCGCUAUGGUCUGGCAAGGACUUGAUGUUGUCAAGCAAGGACGUGUCAUGCUCGGAGCUACCAACCCACUCCAAUCCGCCCCAGGAACCAUCCGCGGAGACUUCUGUGUCCAGACCGGAAGAAACAUCUGCCACGGAUCUGACUCUGUCGACUCUGCCAACCGUGAGAUCGCUCACUGGUUCAAGGCUGACGAGCUCAACGAUUACGAGAGCACCACCAUCAACAAGUGGGUCUACGAAUAA
Molecule: messenger RNA, 543 nt
Organism: Auanema sp. JU1783
Lineage: Eukaryota; Metazoa; Nematoda; Chromadorea; Rhabditida; Rhabditidae
Source: the annotation of a GenBank genome assembly